This is a messenger RNA of Coprinopsis cinerea okayama7#130, 1095 nucleotides long. Its product is annotated as wd-repeat protein. Gene Ontology annotation, molecular function: histone binding. NCBI's taxonomy places the organism in Eukaryota, Fungi, Basidiomycota, Agaricomycetes, Agaricales, Psathyrellaceae. Gene Ontology annotation, cellular component: Set1C/COMPASS complex. The coding region runs from base 1 to 1095 and encodes 364 amino acids. The record is from RefSeq and is a predicted model, not a curated record. The transcript is spliced from 8 exons.
AUGGAUCCUCUAGCUGGGAUGGACGAUUCCUCGACCGACGACGAGACUGCGUCGCAGACUACAGAAGACGACCCCCAGGUGCCUGAGCAACACGCUCAAAUUCCACCACCACCACCUGUCGUGCAGCCACCACCACCAGUGCCUUCUUCAUCGAAUGUGCAGCGAGAAAGGCCCAAUUAUCAGCAGCGUCAUGUCCUAAGAGGGCACACAAUGUCCAUUUCAGCUGUCAAAUUUAGCCCAGACGGCAAACUCCUCGCCUCUUGUGGCGCGGAAAAUGUCGUCAAAAUUUGGUCGCCGGAGACUGGAGAAUUCAUCCGCAAUCUCGUCGGGCACACCGAAGGCCUCUCGGAUGUUGCUUGGUCCUCGGAUAGCGUCCAUCUCGCCUCUGCUUCCGACGACACGACAAUCCGGAUAUGGAACGUCGAGACAGGAAUAACUCGGAAAGUACUCAAGGGCCAUAGCAAAUGGGUCUUCUGCCUCAACUAUAGCACAUCAGGAAACCUCCUCGUUUCGGGAGGUUGCGAGGGUGAAGUCAGAAUAUGGAACGUGGCUCGAGGAAAGUGCCAGAAAGUUUUAGUGGCCCACCUAGACUAUGUUACGGCCGUGCAUUUUAAUAGAGAUGCCAGCUUGAUCGUAUCUUGCGCUCUCGACGGCUUGAUUCGAAUAUGGAAUGUCAAUACAGGCCAGUGCUUGAAGACGCUAUCCGAAUCACAUGAUGCUAUCUGUGCCAUCCGUUUGUGGGAUUAUCAGACGUCACGGUGUCUCAAGACAUACACUGGGCACACCAACGCCAAGUAUUGCAUUUCUGCUUGCUUCAGCGUAACAGGCGGAAAGUACAUCGUCGCUGGUAGCGAGGAUCACAAAACUUACAUCUGGGACCUCCAAACAAGGGAGAUUGUACAAGUUCUGGAAGGACACAGCGACAUCGUCGUCGCUGUUGCUGUUCAAUUGAGUCAGAUCUCACCAUUCGCAUCUGGGUUGACCACGGGCCCCGACCAACUUGACGCACCAAAAACGCUUAUAGCCACUCUCGACAUCCAACACCUCAACAUACCUCCUAUCUCUGUAUAUCCUGCAAAAAGCCUAUUCGGUUAG